Messenger RNA from Stegastes partitus (bicolor damselfish), 1128 nucleotides. Its product is annotated as E3 ubiquitin-protein ligase TRIM33. Lineage: Eukaryota; Metazoa; Chordata; Actinopteri; Pomacentridae. The coding region runs from base 1 to 876 and encodes 291 amino acids. Gene Ontology annotation, molecular function: ubiquitin protein ligase activity. The record is from RefSeq and is a predicted model, not a curated record. The transcript is spliced from 2 exons. Gene Ontology annotation, biological process: protein ubiquitination.
AUGAAUCCCUACAGUAACGCGGCCCCUCCUCCAUACUCGGCCCCGGACCUGCAGGAUAACUCCCAUGAUGCACCUGUGUCCCCCUCGGUGUCGCCUCCGCUCGUCCAGACGGGUCAGAGCUCUCUGACCCGCAGCUCUCCUCCCAGUCGGGCCUCGUGGGACCAGCGUGGCGGUCCAUCCCUGUUCCGGUCGCCCAGCUCCGCCCUGCCGGGCUUCAGUGUCAGAGCCCCGGCGGCGAACCCGUACCCGGCCCCCAGCAGCGCCGCCUCCUGCUGCCACGUGUCCGUCAUCAUCCCCGACGCCGGGCCUCGGUGCUCCGAGGACAGCUGCCCGGACCUGGAGUGCUCCAUCUGCUUCAGCCAGUUCAACAACGUGUUCCGCUGCCCCAAGAUGCUGCAGUGCCAGCACACCUUCUGCCUGGAGUGCCUGGCCCGCAUCAACGUCAAGUCGGCCGAGCCCAACGCCAUCCAGUGCCCGCUGUGCCGCAGCUUCACGCCGCUGCCCGCCCUCGGCCUGCCCAAGCUGGACACGGACUCCGACGUGCUGUCCUGCCUGCCGGCCGCCAUGCAGAGAGUCUACAGCAUCCGCUUCGUCCGCAACAAGGGGAAGCUGCAGGUCAAAAGGCCGGCUGAGAGCCAGCGGCGGUGGGGUCGGAGGUCGCUGGCCUCCCUGCGGUCGGUGAACCGCUCUCUGGACGUGGGGCUUCCCAGCCCGCCUGCAGGGGGCGGCGGCGGCGAGGCGGGCGGCAUGGGCGGAGCUCUGUUCAGGCUGACGGGGCAGCCGGCGUGCCGAGCCUUCCUCCUGACGUCGGUGGUGAUGAUGCUGGUGAUCCUGACGGGCAUCAUCAUCUUCCUGAUCACCUUCAGGGACGACUGAGCGCUUCACGUCCCGCCAACCCGUUGUGGAAAAAACCAGCGACGCUCCACGGAGUCGAGGGAAUUUUAUGUCUGAAUGGAGCUAAUGAGCAACAUCUGUGCUGCGGCUCAAUCGGAUCCAGAUGUGCAGUAAAAGGCUCCAGUCCUGCUGUGGGAACCUGGAGGAGACGGACUCGUUGUUCUUUAAGCUGUUUCCUUCUUCUUUUAUCCUCUUAUUUAUUUUAUCUGCUUAAUAAUAAAUUAUCUAUUUUUU